Myodes glareolus (Bank vole) is the source of this 1290-nucleotide messenger RNA. Lineage: Eukaryota; Metazoa; Chordata; Mammalia; Rodentia; Cricetidae. The record is from RefSeq and is a predicted model, not a curated record.
CCCGUGUUUUUCUGUUCUUUGGCAGGACAGAGCGGGAUGCCACCGUUUGGUCCAAGGGGAAGCUCCGGGAGCUCCUGGUUGGCAUUGCUAUGGAGAAUGAGGCUGGCCGAUGUGAGAUUAGUGAGUUGAAGCAGGUGGAAGGUGAGGCUUCCUGUAGCAGCCGCAAAGGAAAGCUAAUUUUCUUCUAUGAGUGGAACAUCAAGCUGACCUGGAAAGGUACAGUUAAAGAAUCUGGCGCAAAACACAAGGGAUUGAUUGAGAUACCCAGUCUUUCUGAAGAGAAUGACGUUGAUGACACUGAGGUGAACGUGAGUAAAAAGAAAGGAGAUGGGGAUAUACUGAAGGAUCUUAUGAAAACUACAGGCACCGCCAAGGUCAGGGAGGCCCUUGGAGAGUACCUGAAGGCACUGAAGACUGAAUUUACAGCAGGAAUGAUUUUACCAACAAGAGCUGUAACAACACAGGAACUGACUGUUGAGAGGACAGUGGCUGAGAACUCUCUGCAGGUGCAGGCUUCUCCAGUGGCACUGGGUGUAAGGAUUCCCACUGUAGCUUUGCAUUUGACUGAGCUGUUUGACACAACAGUAGAACAGCUGUACAGUAUCUUCACCGUGAAGGACUUGGUGCAAAAAUUUUCCAAAUCUCCUGCUGUCUUAGAAGCUGAAAAGGGAGGGAAAUUCCAGAUGUUUGAUGGGAACAUCACUGGAGAGUAUGUGGAACUGUUAACAAACAGGAAGAUCAUCAUGAAAUGGAGGUGCAGGAACUGGCCAGAAGAACACUAUGCAACAGUUGCAUUGAAUUUUGUGCCUGCUCCAGGGCAAACGGAAUUACAAUUGGACUGUAAAGGAGUUCCUGUCUGUAAAGAAGAGAAUACAAAAUUCUGUUGGCAGAAGCAGCAUUUUGAAGAAAUAAAAGGUUUACUUCAGCUCACCACCCAAAAUGCUUGAAUUAGUUAGGUUUUAUAAGGACAUCCUUUUGUAAGCAGAAACCUGGCCUGUUUACUUACCUCUUCUUUCUUCCCCAGAAAGUCCCCUCCCCCAAGGUCCCUAAUUUAUUUUAUAUUGGAUGAAAUUCAUGAAACUACAGAAUAUAAAAGCAUUGCUUGAUGUAUUCUAGACUCUGCACUGAGUAAAAUCAGGUGUCGUCUCACCUUCCAUGGGUGUUCCUCUCUGGAAAGUAAGUGAAGUCCAGUUCCCCAAGCUAAAGCUGGUCCCAACAUGCUACUUCAUUGCUACAGUUGAUUUAUGCUUAAGACAAAUAAAUGGCAUGUUAUACUAUUCUUUUAUUCUA